Rhineura floridana is the source of this 1422-nucleotide messenger RNA. RefSeq names its product olfactory receptor 1L4-like. Gene Ontology annotation, molecular function: G protein-coupled receptor activity; olfactory receptor activity. The coding region runs from base 89 to 1150 and encodes 353 amino acids. Gene Ontology annotation, biological process: G protein-coupled receptor signaling pathway. The transcript has 4 exons. Gene Ontology annotation, cellular component: membrane. NCBI's taxonomy places the organism in Eukaryota, Metazoa, Chordata, Lepidosauria, Squamata, Rhineuridae. The record is from RefSeq and is a predicted model, not a curated record.
GAUGGGGAGAGUGCUGUUGCAUUCAUAUCCUAGUUGCAGGCUUCCCUUAGGCAUCUGGCCAUGCUCUGCCUCCAUAGGCGGGUGAAGUAUGCUUCCAAAUACCAGUUGCUGGAAACCGCAGGAGGGAGAUCAUAACAUCAGGACGUGCAGAACUUCUGGUUUGACGGCAUUCGUAUCUUCUAACCUGAAAAACACCAUGGCUUGGGCUUUGACAGACUGUAGUUCGUUAGAGUUGCUGGGAAUUUGUAGCUUGGGUCUUAUCUCCAAUCAGCCAGGAUAUGAGUGUCUUCUUGCCCCCACCUUCCUCUCCAUGUACCUGCUGACUCUACUGGGCAACCUGCUGAUUCUCUUGCUCAUCCACUAUGAUGCCCGUCUCUACAGCUCCCCCAUGUAUUUCUUCCUUGGCCAUCUCUCAUUAGCUGAUAUGGGGUUUUCCUCCUCCACUGUUCCCAAGAUGCUGCAGAAUCUACUGACUCAUACGAAGCACAUCUCCUAUGGUGGGUGCCUGGCACAGAUGUUUUUCUUCCUGGGCUUUGGCAACACUGAAAGUUUUCUCCUGGCAUCCAUGGCGUAUGAUCGGUAUGUGGCCAUUUGCCGCCCACUUCGUUAUGCUGUUCUGAUGAACCCAAAACACUGCCUCCUGUUGGCUGUGGGGUGUUGGUUCCUGGGCUUUCUCCACUCUUUGCUCUAUACCCUCAUGAUGUCUUGUCUUUCCUUCUGUGCCUCUCGGGAGAUCCCACAUUUCUUCUGUGACCUCCACCCCUUAAUCAAGCUCUCCUGCUCAGACACCUCAGCAAUCCAGAUGACAACCCUCACCGAAGGGACUGUAACUAUGGUGGGGCCUUUCACAGUCACCCUUCUCUCCUACAUCUUCAUUUUCUCCAGGGUUCUCAAGAUCCCAUCAACUGCUGGGAAGCGAAAGGCCUUUUCCACCUGUGGCUCUCACCUCACCACAGUAAUUUUGUUCUUUGGAACUGUGAUAGCUGUGUAUGUCCGCCCUUCCUCCACCUACUCUGGUGCCAACGUCAGGAUAAUGUCUGUGGCCUACACAGCUGUGACUCCCAUGCUUAACCCCUUCAUCUACAGCCUGAGGAACAGCGAGAUUCAGCAGUCUCUGAGAAAGUGUGUAGGGACCAAAUGGGGAAGAUGAGGAAAUUUGAGAUCCCUAGGUUUCUUUAAAAUGCAAACAAAAGAUGAUAAUUAUCAAUAGUGUAAUGCAGUAGUUUCUGAAAAUUUAAUUUCAGAAGCACAUGACACAUUUAUCCCAUUACUUAGAACAGCUAUGGAAAUUUGAUGUUUUUGGAGUCUCUUAGAAUUUUAAAACUGAGCAUUCAGAUUUGGACCAUGAAAAGUUAAUUUAGAAAUUUGAAAUAAAUUUGAAAUAAGUUGUUGUUGUUGUUGAUGAUGAUGAUGUUAAUAAUA